Myodes glareolus (Bank vole) is the source of this 1263-nucleotide messenger RNA. Lineage: Eukaryota; Metazoa; Chordata; Mammalia; Rodentia; Cricetidae. The record is from RefSeq and is a predicted model, not a curated record.
AAACGAUGCUUUUUGCAGCUUCGAGACUGUAUCCAAAAGACCUUGAAUGAGUGGAGUUCCCAAAUCAGCCCCGAUUUGAUCCGGGAGUUUCCAGAUGUCUUGGAAUGCACUGUGUCCCACGCAGUUGAGAAGAUUAACCCUGAUGAAAGAGAAGAAAUGAAAGUGUCUGCAAAGCUGUUCAUUGUAGGAUCAAAUUCUUCAUCAUCAACUAGAAGUGCUGUUGACAUGGCGUGCUCAGUCCUUGGAGUCGCACAGCUGGACUCGGUCAUCAUCGCUUCGCCUCCCAUUGAAGAUGGAGUGAACCUUUCCCUGGAGCAUCUGCAGCCUUACUGGGAGGAGCUAGAAAACUUAGUGCAGAGCAAGAAAAUUGUUGCCAUCGGCACCUCUGAUCUCGACAAAACCCAGCUGGAGCAGCUGUACCAGUGGGCACAGGUAAAGCCAAAUAGUAAUCAAGUUAAUCUUGCCUCCUGCUGUGUGAUGCCACCAGAUUUGACGGCAUUUGCUAAACAAUUUGACAUACAGCUACUGACUCAUAAUGACCCGAAAGAACUACUUUCUGAGGCGAGUUUCCAAGAAGCUCUUCAGGAAAGCAUCCCCGACAUCGAAGCCCAGGAGUGGGUGCCACUGUGGCUGCUGAGAUACUCCGUCAUUGUGAAAAGCAGAGGAAUCAUCAAGUCAAAAGGCUACAUUUUGCAAGCCAAAAGAAGGGGUUCUUAACUACAACUCAAGCUCAUAACUUACUGACCUGUAUUUAUCUCAGAUAUAAGAUAAAAAUUUGUAAGAGAAAAUUGAGAUGUGUAAAAAAAUCUAGCUCUUGCCUAUACCAGGUGCAGUUGAGGCAUUAUAUUCAGUUGUCCAGCAGUGUGCUGUCGAGGUUUGAACACUUCUGCCUUCGCCUCAGCGCCCACAGGAACCACUGUAUUGUUUUCAUUAAACUAUUGUUUUCUAACUGAAGUUGUCUAUAAAGAAAAGUACUUGCAAUAUAUUUCCUUUAUUUUUAUGAGUAAUAGAAAUCAAGAAAAUUUGUUUUUAGAUAUAUUUUGGCUUGGGCAUCAGGGUGAUAUAUAUACAUAUUUUUUAUUUCCAAGAUUCAUUAAUUGCUUCUUACUCUAUACUCUAUAACUAAGCAAUUAAAUUACAAUUGUUAAACUAGAUACUGGAAGAUAUUUUUUCCUGUCAUUGGCAAAAUAAUCUAUCUCAGAGUAACUACAGCAGCUGCGAUCUACUAGUAAUGUAAAUAAAAUUCAUUCUUUGAUCCAUGAA